Molecule: messenger RNA, 1543 nt
Organism: Wasmannia auropunctata (little fire ant)
Lineage: Eukaryota; Metazoa; Arthropoda; Insecta; Hymenoptera; Formicidae
Exons: 4
Coding region: 442-1194 (250 amino acids)
Source: RefSeq, a predicted model, not a curated record
AAACCGAUAGCGUGUGACUUCUAUCGGUUUCUGUGGGAAUUUUUACCAGGGUACUUGUAUCUUUCUUGAUUAUAAUACCGCAGCACACAACUCCUUUGUAAAGUCUAUUUUAUUUGAUUUGUAUACUUCAUUCGAGAAUCCAUUAAUUUAACUUCUGAGAGACUCGAUGUACACGCCGCAUAGCACUUUUGAGAGAAAGGUGAAGAAUCUCUUCCCGAUUCAAGGAUCAUUUAUUCCAUUCGGAUUCUGUAUCGUUCAUUUCUGCGGGACGGUAAGACGUCGUAGCGUUGUGCGGUGUGUGGAACGUAUGCAGAGCACACGAGGGAGGCGAUAUACCUGCAUGACGUAUGCUGCGCAGAAUCGUAUCGGCUAUGGUGUAACAUAGAGUUAGACGAGCCGUAUUUAAUUGUGCACCAGUGUGAAAAGGGACCUUGGGAAAGAAUGCCGUCGAUACCACGGACGGUCUCGCCCUCGAUAAUCGUUCUCCUAAUAUUCGAAUGUUAUUCGGGGACCCGCGGAUCCUCGAUAAGAUCGUUGGACGUGCCGCUGGCCGUGCGCAACGGCACCGGACCGCUGGACCUGAUUUGCGCCUACGAGGUUGACGAAGACGAGAACGGACUAGUAAUCAAAUGGUUUCACGAAGCGUAUCAGAUCUAUCAGUGGAUCCCGCCGAUACCGCCACAAGAUAUCGGAAUCAUCAAAGGAGUCGCGGAAUAUCCAGAUGAAAACCUGAAGGACCCGUAUUCGCGUUCGGUGAUACGAUUGAAGACCGUUACGAUAGACAUGACAGGGGAGUACACGUGCGCGAUCAGCACAUUCCAGGACGAGGCGAGCAGCUCGACGAGGAUGAUUGUCUAUGUGCCGGAAAGCGACAUGACGGUGCGCACUUACCCCUUCAACAAGACCCACGUGAAUUUAACGUGCGUGGUCACGGGCGCGCGUCCACGGCCGUACCUGAAGCUCUACGUCGAGGGGAUCGAGAGCAACGAUCGCGGGAACGAUCGAGGAUCCUUGACGGACUGGUACAAGGACAACCCUCGCACGUCGCUGGACGUCGUCGUCGAGGACACGCUGGAUCCCGCCGUCGUCGAGUGCGAGAUGUCGAUCCCCGAAACGGAGUACAAGCGCCGAGAGCGGAUCGUCUACUACCCCAGUUCGAAUCGUUUCAAUUAUCCGACAGACAUUGCACUUUGACACGCGAGCGUCCUCGUUAUUUAAUUCCCCGUCGUGUCGGAUUAUCUAAACAACGGAGGAGAAAUGAUAUAUAGAAACCUGCUUUUUUUAGAUCCAUAAAUUAUAUUAAGACUUAACAAAAUUUACAGUCUUGUUUGAGAAUCGAGAUAUUUCAAACACGUCUAAAAAGUCUCUUGCAAACCAAUAUAUGUAUUUUUAAUUAAUCGAGUAGAUGAGAUGUUUAUUAAAUGCAUAUUUUCCUUCCGUAUGUUUCAGCGCAAUUACUACCCUAUCGCACAAAUGUUUCACAAGGGAGGCGCCACGCGAUGUUGCUUGUCGAUUAUAUCAUUUAUAUCGCCAUUCUUAGAUU